UGGGAUUGGGAAGGCACGGCACGUGGUUUCGGAAUCUCCUAUGUGACACUGGGAACGCUAGCCAUCGUGUUGAAUUCGAUAUUCCUGUACUCGCUUUUGGCCAGACGACGAAAAGCUUUCUCCCAUGCGUUCUACAUUAUGAUACUUGACUUCACCAUCAUCGAUACAAUCAAAGGUGUAUCAUCAAUACUAUUUGCGAUCAAGCUACUUAAAACAGACCUCAACUCAGAUCAAUCCCUGAUAUCGAUUCGUGUCGAUCAAUACAGUGGCGUGCUGUUACGAUUCGCAAAUUUGGCAACGAUUCUCAAUUUAUUGAGUAUCACGUUGAACGAAUACGUGUUCAUUUGUUAUCCAUUACGCUACUCUACUUUAGUUACA
Messenger RNA from Ostertagia ostertagi, 378 nucleotides. The record is from the annotation of a GenBank genome assembly. NCBI's taxonomy places the organism in Eukaryota, Metazoa, Nematoda, Chromadorea, Rhabditida, Trichostrongylidae.